AUGGGCAGCGGCAGCAGCCGGCGGCGGGGAGCGGCGGGGCGAGCGGUGCCCGCGGGCGGGGCGGCGGCGGCGGCGGCGGCGGCGGCGGCGGCGGGGGAGAAGCGGCAGCUGCUGGAGACGGUGCCGGGCGAGUGCGGGGAGGCGGCGGCGCUGCCCGCCCCCUGCCGCCCAGCCCCGGCCGCCGGCGGCAUCAUCCCCCCGCCCCGGGACGGCGGGGAGGCGGCGGGGGACGGCGGGGGGACCCCGCCCCGGCAGGCGGCUCUGUCAGCCAGAAGCCCACCAGGCCUAGAGGACACUGCCAACCAUCAGUGCCCACAAGGGAACAGCAAGGAGCCAUCGGGGCAGUCCACGAUAUCGUACGAUUACGCGGAGGAGGAGCUCAUGGCAAGCAUCGAGCGCGAGUACUGCCGCUGAACCCAACCCCACGCCACGAGACCUUCAAGUACAUUCCUGGAAGCCUAGCUGAAGUAAAACUGCUGCUGACAAAACAAUCCUUCAUCCAGCGAGAUGGCACAGGGGAGGUGGGUGAUGGAGGUGGAACAUGAGAUGCAGCGUGGCUGUUUGGGAAGCACGGAGGAGAAAGUCCUCCUGGCCAGUUCUAAGUGACAGCAUUAAGAUCCUCACCAACUGCUGAUUUCUGAUGGGUGCCACUGGGAGAGGGAUCAAGCCAUCUUGCAAAUCAAUAUUUAGAAGCUCAUCUCUAAAUGGUAUUUAUAAGUGAAGACAUACUAGAAUUGAAGUGUCAUAGUAGAAUAGAAGUGCCAUACCAGAAUAGAAGUGCUGAGAUGUGGUGCUUUGAAGGAAGAUCUUGUUUUUGUCCUAGCAGGGGAAAAAAUGCAGCAAAAUAAUUUGAUUCAGAUCUCACUUCAGGGUGUGUUGCAUGAAAUUCAUGUCCCUGCCACUUAAAACAGGCCAAACUGUGCAAGCCUCCAGUCCAGGUCUGAAUUUGGCACUGUCUCUUUGAACAUGGUCCUCUCCCCUCCAUGGGAUUAAUUUGGAAAGAGGAGUGAGCCCACCAUCCAGUAGGAACGCAGCAUCAUCCCAGAGCUGAAAUCCCAUCACUUAGGAAAAGGAGGCUCCUGGAAGUCAUCAGGGAACACAGGAUUUGUAUAACCCCUUUGGGGCAGGAUCCCAGCAUUUGUGCCUGGGAAUUCUUGGCAUAGAUCCUCCAGGAAAAGUAGGAGGUGCAUCACUGGUGCUGCCUCACCACAGCCAGCAAUCAUCCAUCUUGAGAGAGAUUUGCACACUGUUGUAGAGCAGCUGCUUGUGAUCAAUUUUCAGAAUUAUCAGUGCUGGCCUUCCCAUUUAUUUCUUGUAGGUAACCUAAAAGCAAGAUCACUACCUUUUACCAUUAGCUGACUGCAAGUAAAACAGAAAGUCAGCUCUCCAAAGAUAACGGUGUACUUUCAGUGCUCCCUGACAGGAAAGCCUGGUAUUUUAGGGUUUCUGCCUUCAUUUUACCUGCUUCUUAAUGUGUUAUGAAUAGCUGCUUACUAUCAGAAGUAGAAAAUUACCCUAUUUCUUUAUUCAGCUGAAGCAUAAAAGAAAUCAGAUGAAAUCUUCACAGGGACUGUAAAUGCAAGAGGGAACAGCAGGACACAUAUUAAGAUGCUGUAUUUUAACUUCUUUGUAAUUCCUGGUGUAUGUGAAACACAAAUAAAUGCAUCUGUAAUCAUGUA
Molecule: messenger RNA, 1679 nt
Organism: Apus apus (common swift)
Lineage: Eukaryota; Metazoa; Chordata; Aves; Apodiformes; Apodidae
Gene: CYS1
Product: cystin 1
Exons: 3
Coding region: 1-414 (137 amino acids)
Source: RefSeq, a predicted model, not a curated record